GAAGAUGGCUUCCUUACGCUGUAGGCGGGACCCCUGCGGCGUUAUCUGUCUGAUUUUAACUUAUUUCAGCGUGUUUUACGCGGACUACGUGGUCAUACAGUAUGUCCUCAUCCCCGCCUACUCGGACAGUGUGUGGUGUACUCUACAUGGAUCAGUGUUCAACCUGAUUCUGCUGCUGCUGCUGGCCUGCCACUCCAAAGCCGUCUUCUCAGACCCCGGUAUGGUGCCUCUUCCCGAUACAGCCAUAGACUUCUCAGACCUUCGCUCCCAGUCGUCUCGGAUGAACGAGCGGGGCUGUGAGGGUUGGACGGUGUGCAGUCGCUGCGAAACCUACAGACCUCCCAGAGCGCAUCACUGCCGCGUCUGCCAGAGGUGUAUCCGCCGCAUGGACCAUCACUGUCCCUGGAUCAAUAACUGUGUUGGAGAGUUAAACCAGAAGUAUUUCAUCCAGUUUCUUUUCUACACAGGUAUGGCCAGUCUGUACUCCAUGGUGCUGGUGGUGUCGGCCUGGGUGUGGCGGAUAAGGAACGAGAGAGAAGGCGAUGCAGAAAAGGAAGAAGGAGAAGAGACGCCCAGCAAGCACCUGAUAGUUGCUCACUACAUCAUCCUCCUGGUGGAGUCGGUGUUGUUUGGCGUGUUUGUCAUGGUCAUCUUCUACGAUCAGUUGGUCUCCAUAAUCACAGACGAGACUCCGAUUGAACAGAUGAGGAACAGGCUGAUGAUAAAGGACAAAGGUUCUUCAUCGUCCUCCUCGUCCUCGCAGCUGCCUCACCACCCAACGCACACCCGCAAGCCAAAGCUGGCGUUGCUGCGGGAGGUGUUCGGAAGAGGUUCGGUCUUUUGCUGGCUACUUCCUCUCCACUCCAACCCUCCGUCGGUCGGCGGCAUCACCUACUCCGCCCUGCCCGACUACGACGUCUGACCUUUUGACCUGUGAGAGCGAGACGAAGCGAGGAAAGGAUGACGAGAAAGGUUUUUUUUUUUUUUUUUUUUUUGUGCGUAUUUGAAUUUUCUGCCUAACUACGAUGUCUUAUCUUUGGACCUGAGAGAUGAGGAGGAAGGAGGACGAAGGCCGAGAUGGGAUGAAUGAACAUGAAUGAGUGUAUGUGUGUAUUAGAUGGAUGGAUGGAUGGAUGAAUGAUUGAAUAAUGAGUGUGUGUAGGGGGAGGUUUUCUCCCCAGGACCUAAAAAAAGUUCAGCCUCAAACCCUACACUCAUGAAAAUAUAUUUCCUGUCGUGAAGGAAAAGCACUGACGGUCCCCGUUUUGUCCCGAGCUGUAGUCUAACUACCGGCUUUCUUUGAUUAUUUUGACACAUGUGGAAGUUUUGACGCCCUGUGGACACCGAGGUUUGACAGAUGCGGGUUUUGCAAGGCCAAUGAGGACGGCUUUUCACUAAAGCUGCUGAUAAAUUUGACUAUUUAUGAAUUUUUGAAAUAUCUUUGCAUGAUCAGUUUGAAAAAUACUCCUCGUUUAGAGUCAGUUUGAUCGACCCACUUAUCAGUCUAACCUCAGUGUAUUUUUGUACGUUUGUGUGUUCGAGGGAGUCGACUUCUUGCCAGUAUUCUUGCUAACGGAUGUUUUAGCACACAAACGUUCUCUCAUAAGUUUCUCUAAACUGAGUUUCUGUAUGUAAAGGAGGUAAAAGGGCAGCGGCCUGGGGUCAACUUCCUGUUUCAUCAUGUGUUUUUUUUUUUUUUUUAAACCUUCAACCCCUGAAUGAAAACUGAUCCAAACUGGCCUCGCGGUUGUUGAACUGUGAAAACAAACGUUGCCCUAAAAUUUGUUAAUGAAUUAUGUUUGAAGAUUAUGAUAUUUUUUCCUCCACAGAAUCAAAUUCUGUUACAUCUUUUUCUUUUAGGAUCCUGGUUAAUGUCCAAGUCGAGCUUUAAAUAAUUACUAGAAAUGCUCUGAUAUGUUUGUUUUUUUUAAGGCUGAUACCAAAAUCUGAUGUUUUCCCAUCCAUAUUAUACAUUUUUGAGGAGCAAAAACAAGUCAAGCUUUAAUUUUCUUGAGGUAAUUGAUUAUUUAUAGUGCAAACAUUGACUUAAAAAAUAAUCUCAGACACUACAUGGCCAAAAGUAUGUGGACAACCAAACAUUACACCGACAUAUGAUGGUCGAACAUGUGAUUCUAAAACCACAGGCAUGAAUCUGCUGCGAUAACAGUAACAUAACUCUUCUGGGAAAGCUUGUCAAAAGAUGUUGUAGCUGUACCUCCACACCUUACAAAAACAUUUCUUUAUGUAUCUGGCUUUGUGUGUAGGGGCAUUAACAUGUUGAAGCAGGAAAGAGAUGAAUACAAACAGUUGACACAAAGCUGGAAGCACACUUUUGUCUAAAAUAUUAUUGUAUGCUGUAGCAUUAAGAUUUCCCAUCACUUGAACUUAAGUAACCAAGCUCAAACCACUAAUAACAGACCGAACGUCCACAUACUUUUGGUCAAACAGAGUAUUUAUGCAUCUCUAAUGAGUUCUGAUUGUUAAUGAAAAUCCAAAACCUCAAACCAAACACCAAAAUACACUGUAGGUCAAUGUAUUUUUCUAUCAUCAAUUUAUUUUUAUUCUUAAAUCGACCACUCGAGCUCAAGAUAUCAAUUUUACCACGACACCAACACUAUUUGAUAUCCAAAAUCACACUUUUUUAAACAAUAUCAUGAAAUUACAUUUGUACAAUUCACUAACAUUUUCUUUUUUUUUAUGUUUUAAAACAAACUAACUACUUGUCCUCCAUAACAUCCUGUGAAUUAAUAUUCCAAAAACUAAUAAUAUAAGAUACUGUAUGUUGGGAUUUGGAUGCGCUGCCUUGGGAUUCAUAAGAAAACAGGAAAUGGAGAAUGUCUGUAAAGAGAUUCCUCUUUUUUUGUGUUUUGUUUUGUGUUUUUUUUCCUCAUUCCUGUGGUUAUAUUUUGAAGUACAAAAAAGGUUUGACGUGCUACUAAACUAAACUGUGUAACACUUACAGAUUUACACAACUACUACACACACACACACACACACGUACACACAUAUUCAAACAGGGUGUGAUUUGAGAUAUAAAGCAAUGAGGGUGCUGGAAAAAGGACAAAUAUUGUUUACCGUCAUCCUAACGAGAUGAAAAUAAUAUUUUGUCAUUCAUUCCUCAUCAGAUCACCCCAACACACACAUACACACACAUACACACAGAGUACAACACUCAGUAUUCUGCUAUAUCUCAGUGAAGGGAUGACUCUUAACUUAUUUAUUGUUUCUAACUAUUCAGUGGAGUUAACUCUACCAAUAACUGUGUAUUUUUAUGUGAAGGGUGAAGUUGCCUCUCUACAGUGAUCUGGGUUUAGAUUCGCUGCUUUCUUGACGAUUGUUCAAACGUUUUUGAAGUGUAAUCUCGCCUCCAUGUAUUAAAACAACAGUUCGAUAGACAUUGGUGACGACGUCGGUGUCUUUGGUCACAGCUCAGGCAACAUUUUACUUCCCGUAGGAACAGUUAUAAAAUAGCUGGUGUUUAGUGAAACUAAACUAUGUGACUGUGAGGUUUAAUCUAAACCUACAGCUAAUUUCACCCAAACUUUCAUUUCAUAUGUUUAUAUAUUACCUCAGAUUUACAGUUCGACACUGUUGUAGCUAAUAUAGAAGCUAGCACAUCUAUAAGUUCUCAAAGGCUCAUGUGAGAAUCCAGAGAGUCAGUAAGAGCUGCCUUUUGCUCCGAUUGGCUUCUUUAUCACACAUUUCCUGACACAAUUACCUCCAGACCUUCAGUGUCAAAGCUGGAGGUGUGGUUACACCAGUAUUAGCUUAUCCUCGCCUCCCGUAGUGAUGUCCCUACCUCACGUUUUACUUUCCUUCAGUUGAACCAGUGCUGAUGGAGGGUUAAGCUGGUUCUAUAGCUGUGCAUCUAGGGGUUACGGCAUAGCUUCAGUCGCUACGCAUGUAGCCUCCUCAGCAGCUCUGCCGAUACCAUGUGGAGACCACAAGAACUAUGAUCGGUCAGCUUUGGCUGCCUGUGUUUUCUCCUACAAGUUUCAGCAGGCACGUUCAGCAAAGACAUCUCCGUUACAAAACCCUCUGCUCUGUAGUGAAUUAAACAAUGUAAACAUGGCGACGACAUAGAAUGGUCUCAUAUACAGCAAUUAAACAAGAUGGACACCCUUGGUGGUGCCAUUAAACCCUUGUGUCAAGUGUAAAUCCGGCGUUAGUGCUAACAUAGAAACCACCUUUGAAGAAGAAAAAAAACUUGUAUUCAGUGUUUAAACUAUGAGACGAUUAAUCAAUUAGUAGAUGACAGAAAAUUAAUUGACAAUAAUUUUGAUAAUAAAUUAG
Molecule: messenger RNA, 4293 nt
Organism: Thunnus maccoyii (southern bluefin tuna)
Lineage: Eukaryota; Metazoa; Chordata; Actinopteri; Scombriformes; Scombridae
Product: zf-DHHC domain-containing protein
Exons: 9
Coding region: 5-922 (305 amino acids)
Molecular function (GO): palmitoyltransferase activity
Source: RefSeq, a predicted model, not a curated record